Kuraishia capsulata CBS 1993 is the source of this 1239-nucleotide messenger RNA. RefSeq lists its product as uncharacterized. Gene Ontology annotation, molecular function: histone binding. The coding region runs from base 1 to 1239 and encodes 412 amino acids. NCBI's taxonomy places the organism in Eukaryota, Fungi, Ascomycota, Pichiomycetes, Pichiales, Pichiaceae. Gene Ontology annotation, cellular component: Rpd3L-Expanded complex; Rpd3L complex; nucleus. Gene Ontology annotation, biological process: regulation of gene expression. The transcript has 2 exons. The record is from RefSeq and is a predicted model, not a curated record.
AUGAGCAAAUCUGUCCGUUUCGAAGAUGACGGUGACUGGGAGGAUGUCUCCCAGGGUGAAAAUGGCGAGAAUGAAAAUGAGGAGCUCACAAUUCAGGAAGAGUAUGCGCUCUGGAGAAAGAACUGUCGGUACAUGUACGACUUUAUUAGUGAAACUGCCCUCACAUGGCCUUCUCUUUCUGUUCAAUGGGUUCCCAAAGGCUCGCUCUGGAACGAUACUGGUAGAGUCCGCGAUAUGUUGAUUACAACCCACACUUCUGACGAUUCGCCCAACCACCUCAAACUGGCCUCAUUGGAGUUCCCCGCAUCAGUUUUUGGUGAAGAGAGUGAUGAGAAGACAAGUUCCAGACUGAGGGUUUUCAAAAAAUACAAACAAAACCACGAGAUCAACAGGGCAAGAUACAGGCUUGGAGAACCCAAUGUGGUGGCUACUAUCAAUGACCAGGGUGAAGUUUUCGUGUACCAUCUUACCAAAAGCGAUGAGGAUAUUGUAGUUCAGAGUCUAAAACACCAUACUUUGAACGGAUAUGGAUUAAGCUGGAAUCCUAUAGUUCAGAACCAGCUUUUGACUGCCUCAGACGAUCAGACCGUGGCUCUUUGGGACGUAAGUUCCACCGAAACCGAACUGAGUCCUGUCGAAGUGUUCAAGCAUCACUCUGGAAUUGUUAAUGAUGUCCAAUGGCACAAGUUCGAUGCCAAUCUGUUCGGUUCCGUCUCAGACGAUAAAACUUUCAAGCUGUACGAUGUGAGGGCAAAGAACGUCGCUUCUACGAUUGAUUUCCCGGAAAUCAUGAACUCAGUGGCAUUCUCAGGAUUCUCAAGGAAUUUGUUCGCCGUUGGAGGUGAGGACCACAACGUUUCUCUGUUUGACUUACGCCAAACGCAGAGAGCACUACAUGUGAUGAUGGGCCAUACCGCCUCAAUCACCGGUCUGCAGUGGGAUCCACACCAUGAAAACGUGCUCGCCUCGGGAUCUCAGGACAGAAGGGUGAUUUUGUGGGAUAUCACCAAAAUCGGAGAGGAGCAACCCCAGGACGAGCUCGAUGACGGAGUUCCCGAGCUGUUGAUGAUGCAUGGAGGCCACACCGGCGCCAUCAACGAUUUCGACUUUAGCCCUGAAGUGCCAUGGUGUUUGGCGAGUUGCUCAGAUGACAAUAUUGUCCAUGUCUGGAAAGUCAGCGACAAACUUGUAAACGAACAGGAUGAAGAGAGUGAGCUGAAAACGAUCGAUCUAGAGUAG